Lolium rigidum is the source of this 1578-nucleotide messenger RNA. RefSeq names its product denticleless protein homolog. Gene Ontology annotation, biological process: proteasome-mediated ubiquitin-dependent protein catabolic process. Lineage: Eukaryota; Viridiplantae; Streptophyta; Magnoliopsida; Poales; Poaceae. The coding region runs from base 1 to 1578 and encodes 525 amino acids. Gene Ontology annotation, molecular function: protein-macromolecule adaptor activity; protein binding. The transcript is spliced from 15 exons. Gene Ontology annotation, cellular component: nucleus. The record is from RefSeq and is a predicted model, not a curated record.
AUGGCGAUGAGGCCGCCAUCCUCCAGCUCCUUCUUCGGCGGCCUGCGGGCCCGGGAGCUCGGCGGCGGCGGAGGCCCCUCCGCCCGCGCCUCCGCGGCGCGGCUGCACUACCUCGCCGACCUCGCCUCCGACCCCGGCGGCCGCGGCUGCGGGGUCAUCUCCGUCGACCACGACGGCGACGCCGCCAUCCCUUUCGCCGUCUCCUUCUGCAAGGCGGCGCUAGUCUCCCGCCUCCUGGCCGUCGCCGACGAGGACGGGUAUGUUAGCCUCUACGACACCCGCCGGCGCCUCCCCUCCAGAUCCUCGUCCCUAGACAAGUCAGCUGAAACGAGGCUGUCCGAUUGGGUCGCCCACAACAAUGCGAUCUUCGAUGUGUGCUGGAUCAAGGAAGGAUCGCAAUUACUGACAGCGUCGGGCGACCAAACUGUAAAGAUAUGGAGCGUAGAAAAUAGGAAAUGCCUUGGCGUGCUGUCAGGGCACACCGGCAGCGUGAAGUCGCUGUCAUGUCAUUCUUCCAAUCCUGAGCUUAUUGUUUCUGGUUCAAGGGAUGGCUCGUUUGCUCUCUGGGAUCUAAGAUGUGACCCCAAAGCUCCAAAUGGUCAUGGUGAAGCAUGCCUCACGUCUUCUGCUGUUGUCAAAGAAGCGCAUAGUCCUGUGCGAAAGAGUCGGACGAGGUCUCGAGCAAAGGGAGCUUCAACCAGCAUCACAUCAGUUCUUUAUCUGAAAGAUGAUAUCUCCAUUGCCACUUCUGGUGCUGCAGACAACGUUGUAAAACUUUGGGAUACACGCAACCUUAAAGCGCCCGUUUCCAACAAAACAUCUCAAUCAACAGCACAACCUUCGGAGGGGGUGACACAUGGAAUCUCUUGCUUGUCUCAAGACUCAUAUGGUGCGUACAUAGCUGCGUCAUGCAUGGAUAACAGGAUCUAUCUGUAUAGUGCUCUCCAUAUGGACAAGGGUCCAAUAAAGUGUUACACCGGCAGCAAAAUUGAGUCUUUCUUUGUCAAGUCUGCCAUUAGUCCAGAUGGGACUCAUAUUCUAGGCGGUUCAAGUGAUGGUAACAUAUACUUGUGGCAGGUGGAUCAACCUGAACUUGGCCCUAUAGUUCUAAAAGGCCAUGAGGGUGAAGCUACUUCAGUUGACUGGUGUGCUUUAGAGGUGGGAAAGAUAGUAUCAUCAUCUGAUGACACCACGGUUCGGGUAUGGAAUACCAAGAAAAUAGACUGCACCAACAUAAGCUCCCCGACAGUUAUCCGUAAGAGGGUAACCGCCCCAAAAAUUGAGUGCCCAAGAUCGGCUAGCCAUGAGCAAGCGACUACUUCAAGAGAUGUAGCAGCCUGCAAUAGUGCAGGCGGUGAAUUGCCAACCAGUUCACAUUCCCCUCUCCGCCCUAGGGUGUUGGAGUUUGGCACACCUGAGUCUGCAAAAAAGAGAGCCUAUUCUUUGUUCCAGGAGGAGGCCUUGGAGACGAGGAAUAGCCCAGGAGGUCAAACAGACAGUCCCUCUUCAGUCCUAAAUCCACCCCCUUCGCUGAAGAGGAAAACAAUUCGGGACUAUUUUGCCAGUAGCACAUCUUGA